AUCUAUGUCCGGGGCGCUGUCGUGUCGAUCGCCGGUCCGUGAGGGAAAGGUGGCUGUGCGGCUUCGUUUGAGCCACGUUUGUUGAUAGCAUCGAGUGCAAGAUUGUGCGUCACGGAAAUUCUCUUGUUUGGCUAUUUGCGUGCUGUGCCUUGCGUGAUUGUGUGCGACGCCCUCGGAUUAUAAAGCAGCGAAAUGGGCGACCCGGAUCGCAUCCAACCACCAAGCAUCGCCGUCGUCCACGGCGCGUCGGCUUCCUGGAGCUAACGGCAUAGCGCCAUGCACGGUCGGCUGUGAACCAUGGACUACAUCCGAGAGUUUGACAUCCGUCUUGAGAAAGAAAUGUACUACGCUGGCGAGAUUCUUUCGGGCCAUAUCAUUGUGAAUACAGUGGAGAACUUCAAACUGCGAGCUAUUCGAGUAAUGCUCAGGGGCAAGGCCCAUGCCGAGUGGAAGGUUGUGGUCAGCGGGGACCGGCGGACAGUGAAGGAUGACCAGGUUUUUAUCGACGACCGAGCCGUGAUAUGGGGUAAAGAAAAAAGUGACGGCAGCCUUCCUAUACUUCCACGGGGCCAGCAUGCGUUCGCAUUCCGAUUCCAGCUGCCUGAAAGUAGCCUGCCAUGCUCGUUCGAAUCGCGGCCAUGCACAGUGCGCUAUUACGUCAAAGUCACAAUGGACAUCCCGUAUGCGUCGCCGCCGCAGGGCAUGAAGUACUUCACUAUCAUCGGCCCACACAUCGACUGCAUGGAGGAGCAGUAUCUCAAACCAUUGGUCGGCCAGGACAAGCGAGCAGUGUGCUGCCUCUGCUGCCAGAGGGGCGUGGUGAGCUUGCGUAGCGCCCUCGAACGGUCUGCCUACUGCUGCGGCGAGAGUUUGCGUCUCAAGGCCGACAUCGACAACCAGAGCGAGGAAGAAGUGAGGCUCAAGCUCAAGCUGGUUCAGGUAUGGGUGGAGAUGGAAAAGUCCGGCGAUGACCUGGUGAUGAACUUUCCCAUCACUAUUGCCACUUGCCCAUUCAGAAUACCCAAUUCCAAGCAGGAGCCCUGCAUUGACUAUGCUGUGUGCUGCGACCACGUGGAAGGAGGGAUGUACAUCGGCCCCGAGUUCCAGCUGGGUCAAGUGUACGAUGGCACCCUGGGUGUCGAAGAGGGCGAGACAGUUGUGUUGUACAGGCCGGUGUACGUGUCCAUUCGAAACCCGACCCGUGGGAGCAGCAAUGCCGCCGGCGCGUCAUCAGCAACAGCCACAAGCGACGACUCGCUCGGCGUCGCGUAACGCUGCCACGUCGCCUUUUCAUCGCAGUCUGUUUUGCGCGAGACGGUCACAAAUUGCGAUGCCGACGCGUGCAUCCACCGAAAAAAAAAGGGGAUUUAGCAAACAGUGACGUAGCGCAGGCAUGUAUGCAAAAUAAACAUUAGAAAAUUGGGAAACGCUGCUUGAAUGCUCUUAGCUGUUAACAGUUUUUGGCUCCAUUUCUAAACCCUGCCAUGUUUUGUAAAGUGACCUGUGAGGCCUAAUAUUUAAAAAGGUAGGGGGCUGAGCUUGUUGGUAUGGCUUCAAGACUGCGAAACAGCUCGAAAAACGACGACACAUCAAGAACAGCGCUGUUAAGCUCUCUGCUCUUUCUGUGUCGUCGUCUUCCGCGCUCUUUCGCAGUCAUGAAAUCUUUGCAGCUUAGCGUCCUUCUUGCUCCUAUGUUCAAUUCAUUGUGAUCGAACAUGAGCAAAGACGGACAACGAAUGGAAGGUGAAAGGGAGCAGCGUUACACGUUGUUCACUUGCCAAAAAGCUUAAUGUUGUGGUUUGUUUACGACCCACAGAUAAAUGUACAAAACUGCAACGCUUGACGCCCCAGCCACCCAGGAAGA
Molecule: messenger RNA, 1864 nt
Organism: Rhipicephalus sanguineus (brown dog tick)
Lineage: Eukaryota; Metazoa; Arthropoda; Arachnida; Ixodida; Ixodidae
Product: arrestin domain-containing protein 3
Exons: 7
Coding region: 298-1272 (324 amino acids)
Biological process (GO): protein transport
Cellular component (GO): cytoplasm
Source: RefSeq, a predicted model, not a curated record